This is a messenger RNA of Zophobas morio, 374 nucleotides long. RefSeq names its product coiled-coil domain-containing protein 86-like. Gene Ontology annotation, cellular component: nucleolus. NCBI's taxonomy places the organism in Eukaryota, Metazoa, Arthropoda, Insecta, Coleoptera, Tenebrionidae. Bases 30 to 374 code for a protein of 114 amino acids. The record is from RefSeq and is a predicted model, not a curated record. The transcript is spliced from 4 exons.
UGAAGCUUUACCUCUUCAAGUUUGUAACUAUGGCUGCCCGCAUAAGCAAGGUUAGGGGGAUUCCUAAAUCCAGAAGAGAGUGGAAGUCGGUUUCUAAACAACCGGCCAGGGCCAAAUUUCAAGUUAAAGCAUGGAAGAAAGGUUUUAAGAGGUUAGAACAAGAAAGAAAAGAAAAGCUUAUGAGGAAGUUAUUUUUAAAAGAGCUUUCUGAAGAAAAAAAGAAAAAAGUUGAGAUGGAAAGAGAAAGAAAACGUUCAAAUAAGAAAAGAAAGGAAGAUAAUGAAAGAAAAAGCGAAGUAGUACAGUUGAUUAAAAAUCCAAGUAAAAUUAAAAAAUUGAACCGCAAGCAACUUCGUCAACUGGCCAUGAGAUGA